Brachypodium distachyon (stiff brome) is the source of this 2279-nucleotide messenger RNA. RefSeq names its product laccase-13. Gene Ontology annotation, cellular component: apoplast. The record is from RefSeq and is a predicted model, not a curated record. Gene Ontology annotation, molecular function: copper ion binding; hydroquinone:oxygen oxidoreductase activity. Gene Ontology annotation, biological process: lignin catabolic process. The coding region runs from base 163 to 1899 and encodes 578 amino acids. The transcript has 6 exons. Lineage: Eukaryota; Viridiplantae; Streptophyta; Magnoliopsida; Poales; Poaceae.
AAAAAUGCAUGCCAUUAACGUUUAAAUUCUCGUGUAUAUAUAGGCACCUCGAUCCACAGCAUACCCAUUACCAUAUUAGCCAUCGAGAGCUAGCUCGAGGAAGUGAAGCUGAGCCGGUCGAGCUAGCUAGGCAGCUAGGGGCGCUCGAGAAGGCAUUGAAACAUGGCGGCUACCUUCCGUUCCUCCUCCCUCCUCGUCGUGGCGGCGCUAAUGGUGUUGUCCAUCAACUUGGCGGAGGGCGACACCGUGGAGUACCAAUUCGAUGUGGAGACCAUGAACGUGACACGGCUGUGCAGCAGCAAGAGCAUCGUGGCGGUGAACGGGCAGUUCCCGGGCCCCACGGUGUUGGCCAGGGAAGGCGACCUCGUCGUCGUCCGGGUCGUCAACAAAGCCCAGUACAACAUGAGCAUCCACUGGCACGGCGUCCGGCAGCUGCGGAGCGGGUGGGCGGACGGGCCGGCGUACAUCACGCAGUGCCCGAUCCAGCCCGGGCAGAGCUAUGUGUACAAGUUCACCAUCAGCGGGCAGCAGGGCACGCUGUGGUGGCACGCACAUAUCUCAUGGCUCCGCGCCACCGUCUACGGUCCUAUCGUCAUCCUUCCCAAGCUCGGCGUUCCUUACCCGUUCCCCGCACCAUUCAAGGAGGUUCCCCUCAUGUUCGGUGAAUGGUGGAAGGCGGACACAGAGGCAGUGAUCAGCCAAGCACUUCAGACGGGAGGAGGCCCAAAUGUAUCGGAUGCUUUCACCAUCAACGGUCUCCCAGGACCGCUCUACAAUUGCUCUGCCAAAGACACGUUCAAGCUGAAGGUGAAGCCAGGGAAGAUGUACAUGCUGCGGAUCAUCAACUCUGCACUCAACGACGAGCUCUUCUUCUCCAUCGCUGGACACCUGCUCACCGUCGUCGACGUCGACGCAGUCUACGUGAAGCCCGUCACCGUCGAGACCCUCCUUAUCACCCCGGGACAAACCACAAACGUGCUCCUCACCACCAAGCCGUCCUACCCGGGAGCCAACUACUACAUGCUCGCCUCGCCCUACUCCACCGCAGCCUCCGGAACCUUCGACAACACCACCGUCGCCGGCAUCCUCGAGUACGAGCAUGACGAGUACCCUGGCUCCUCGGCGAGCUUCAACAAGAACCUUCCGUUGUUCAAACCAACCAUGCCGCAAAUCAACGACACGAGCUUCGUGUCCAACUUCACCGCCAAGCUUAGGAGCCUCGCCAACGAGGAUUACCCUGCUGACGUGCCGCGUGAGGUGGACAGGCGGUUCUUCUUCACGGUGGGACUGGGGACCCACCCAUGCGCCGGCGCGAAUGGCACGUGUCAGGGGCCCAACGGGAGCCGGUUCGCGGCAGCCGUGAACAACGUCUCCUUCGUGCUUCCCACCACGGCGCUGCUGCAGUCGCACUUCACAGGGAUGUCUAACGGGGUCUACGAAUCCAAUUUCCCCGCCAUGCCCUCGUCGCCGUUCAACUACACGGGCACGCCGCCCAACAACACCAAUGUGUCCAAUGGGACAAAGCUGGUGGUGCUGUCGUAUGGGGAAUCCGUGGAGCUGGUGAUGCAGGGGACAAGUAUCUUGGGAGCCGAGAGCCACCCGUUUCACUUGCAUGGGUUCAACUUCUUCGUCGUCGGUCAAGGGUUCGGCAACUUUGACCCGAUGAGUGAUCCCGCCAAGUAUAACCUAGUGGAUCCCGUCGAGCGGAACACCGUCGGCGUGCCAGCCGCCGGAUGGGUGGCCCUUCGCUUCCGCGCCGAUAAUCCAGGGGUAUGGUUCAUGCAUUGCCACUUGGAGGUGCAUGUCAGCUGGGGCCUGAAAAUGGCGUGGCUGGUGCAGGACGGGAGCCUCUCCAACCAGAAGCUCCUGCCUCCGCCGUCCGAUCUCCCAAAAUGCUAGGAAGAGCUAGCUCGAUCGUUCUUCAUGCAGAGAUCGCGUCUUCUCCAAUUUGCAUAGGACAUUCGUCCGCUUUUGCUGGCUUGCGUGCGCACACAAUUGCUUGUUUAUGUGUCGCCGCGUGCGCGUGGUUGGUGGUGUCUAUUCAAUGCUUUCCUAGCGGUGUGUGUCUUUUCUCCAGGUCAAGUCGUCGUCUGAUCAACAGUUGUGAACCAUGAAGAGGUUUCUUGAUCAGAAGCAAGAUAGGAAUUUAAUUUUGGACUGUUAUUAUUUGCAAUCUUUUGUAAUAUGCACGGGAGCUGGAUCAUAUACCCAAGUGCAUGCCUGUCCAAUAAUUUGUACCAAUAAUUGAUUUAUGGUGAGCGAAUUGUUCUCUGUUAGUA